Messenger RNA from Drosophila willistoni, 665 nucleotides. RefSeq names its product V-type proton ATPase 16 kDa proteolipid subunit. Gene Ontology annotation, biological process: proton transmembrane transport. Gene Ontology annotation, molecular function: proton-transporting ATPase activity, rotational mechanism. The transcript has a single exon. Gene Ontology annotation, cellular component: proton-transporting V-type ATPase, V0 domain. Lineage: Eukaryota; Metazoa; Arthropoda; Insecta; Diptera; Drosophilidae. The record is from RefSeq and is a predicted model, not a curated record. Bases 91 to 573 code for a protein of 160 amino acids.
UUUUCUAAUCAAACAAAUAUUUCAACUCAAUUGAAAUUGGCAAAAGAAAAACCAAACAACUUGUUCUUUCCUACUACUACUAUUACUACGAUGACUUCGGAAGCUAAUCCAAAUAAUGAUACGCCCGAUUAUGCCAUAUUUUGUGGCAGCAUUGGUGCGGCAUCGGCAAUUAUAUUUUCAACACUUGGUGCCUCAUAUGGGACCGCCGUCUCGGCUAUGGGCAUUACCCAAAUGGCUGUCGAUCGCCCGGAUUUGAUUAUGAAAUCCAUAAUACCCGUUGUAAUGGCUGGCAUUAUAGCCAUAUAUGGUCUGGUUGUCUCCGUUCUCAUUGCUGGCUCGCUGGAUCAAGACUAUACCAUACAGAAGGGCUAUAUACAAUUGGGUGCCGGUCUAGCUGUCGGACUUGCCGGGCUUGUGGCUGGCUUUGCCAUUGGAAUUGCCGGAGAUGCUGGCGUACGAGGGACUGCCCAGCAGCCACGUCUGUUCGUUGGCAUGAUACUGAUACUGAUCUUUGCUGAAGUCUUGGGUCUAUAUGGGCUAAUUGUGGCCAUUUAUUUGUAUACCAAGUUGUGAGCUGUUGCUUGGUCAUUAAAUAAAGUUUCACGGUCCUCCAUGGUUUCUCUUCCCACAAUCUUUUUGUAUUUAAAAGACUAUAUUUUUAAAAG